CCGGCUUUUCGCUUCAUGAACCGCGCCGAGGCGCUCCUCUUGGAGCUCGAGUCGUCGGCGUCCAAGCUCGUCGAGCUCGCCCCGACAGCGGGCGAGAGCCUGCAGGGCUUCUCCGCCCACGAGGUCGAGCGCCUCUCCGAGGCGCUCGCUGUGCAUGUGCAUGCGGCGCUCGCCGCGGCGGCUCCGGCCUUCGACGCGGCCCCCGAGGGGAGCAGCGCGGUCAGCGGCGAGAGCGUCGAGGGCGCGCUCGGGAUCCUCGCCGCCGCGGCGGCCAUCGCUCGCGCCAUCGCCGUCGAGCCAUCCUUUGGCAUCCCGGAGAAGCUGCAGGCGGUGGCAGAGGCGCUGCACGACAUCAUCUUUGACCUGCACGACCCGCGCGCGUCAACGCUGCAGGGCGCCAUCGUCGAGCUCUGCGAGUCGUGGUGGCUGGCGGAGCGGCCGGGGCGGGACGAGCUGGUGCCUCAGACGAUCUCGUACCUCCUCGUCUCCGCCCUGCACGAGGCCGCCACCGCCGCCGACGUCAAGCGCCUCUGGGCUCUUCGCUCGGCGCUCGGCGUGCUCGACUACGCGGACCCGUCGGUCGCGGCGCUCAAGCGGCUGCUGCUGCACUGCAUGAUCAAGCCGCUCGUGCUGCGGUGCGCCGAGGGACGCAAGCUGCUCGUCUACCUCUUCGGCCUGCACCCGCCCUUCAUCGCGGAGCUGCACCGCGCCAUCAAGGCGCAGAUCCCGGUCUGCCGCAAGUCGCUGCGCGAUCUCUACGGCGAGAUUUACUUUCGGGCGUGGCGCGCUGCGUCGGGCGCCUCUUCUUCCUCCACGAGCGGCGGGGCUCGGGGCGGGAGCAGCGUCUGCGCCUACCUCGAGCGGCUGGAGGAGGGCUGCCUGCAGGACCUGAUGUUCCACGCGGUGCACGCGGCGAGCGCCAACAUGGCGACCGCGCUGCGGCAGGUGCUGGCGUACACGCACGCGCAAAAGCGGCAGCGCGGCGUCGACUCGAUGCUGCUGCGGCUGUACGAGCCCAUCCUGUGGCGCGCGCUCAAGGUUGCGAACCCGCAC
This is a messenger RNA of Emiliania huxleyi CCMP1516, 1053 nucleotides long. RefSeq names its product putative condensin. NCBI's taxonomy places the organism in Eukaryota, Haptophyta, Isochrysidales, Noelaerhabdaceae. The record is from RefSeq and is a predicted model, not a curated record. The transcript has 5 exons. The annotation marks the transcript as partial. Gene Ontology annotation, biological process: mitotic sister chromatid segregation. Gene Ontology annotation, cellular component: condensin complex; nucleus.